This is a messenger RNA of Carassius gibelio (silver crucian carp), 508 nucleotides long. RefSeq names its product neuromedin-U-like. The transcript is spliced from 7 exons. Bases 58 to 462 code for a protein of 134 amino acids. NCBI's taxonomy places the organism in Eukaryota, Metazoa, Chordata, Actinopteri, Cypriniformes, Cyprinidae. The record is from RefSeq and is a predicted model, not a curated record.
ACCAGGUCAGUUCACUAGUUCACUAGUUCCAGCGGAGCUCACUAACUAGUCCGAGACAUGGGCAGCGCGAGCACGAGCGGGAGCGGGAGCGCGUGUCCGCGGAACUUUGCGCUCUUCUGCUCGGUGGUUUGUUUGAUGAGCAGCUUCUUCUCGUCUGUUGAAAGCUAUCCAAAUCCACUGACAGAUUGUGAUGGUUAUGGAGCUUAUAUUCAGGGCUCGGCUCUGUUGAACACUCUGUGUGGAGCGCGCUGGAGGAGUCAGGAGCAGGAGCAGAUCCAGAAUGUCUUCAAGAGGUUUCUCUUUCACUAUUCUAAAGCACACGACUCCGUGGGAUCCGUCGAGAGAGAGUCUCACUCGGUUCAUCCGCUCAUGCGUCUCUCACCGAAGCUCUCUCUGCGCAGGAAGAAACAGCAGACGUCUCCUGAGACUCUCUGGGACUCCGUGACGCCUGAAGCCCGCUGAAGCUGCAUUCGUGCUGCAGAUGUUUAAUAAAUCUAACCUGAAGCUC